Epinephelus lanceolatus (giant grouper) is the source of this 2682-nucleotide messenger RNA. RefSeq lists its product as uncharacterized. Gene Ontology annotation, cellular component: external side of plasma membrane. NCBI's taxonomy places the organism in Eukaryota, Metazoa, Chordata, Actinopteri, Perciformes, Serranidae. Gene Ontology annotation, biological process: cell surface receptor signaling pathway; immune response. The record is from RefSeq and is a predicted model, not a curated record. Gene Ontology annotation, molecular function: transmembrane signaling receptor activity.
AACACUUUGGUUUGGUCAGGGAAAGAUCACGUUUUGGUUUAAAAUACCCACAUUUGGUGACACACAGUGGCUGGAAACGCAGCGACGGAUCACUGAAAGACCACCCCAAGUUUGGAUGUGCAAAAGUGGCAGGAAAUUGGCAACAGAUUGCCAAAAAACACCCACAUUUGUGACGCAAAAGUGUCUGGAAACGCAGCAGUGGGUCGCUUAAAACCACUGACAUUUGGUGGCACAAAAGCCUCUGAAGCAGAGGUGACAGUUGCCAAAAAAAACCUACAUUCGGUGGCCCAUAAGCAUCUGGAAAUGUGAUGAUGGGUCGCAAGAAACCACUGAAGCUUAGUGGCACAAAAGCCACUGAGAAAGUGGCAAUGUUUGGCUGAAACCACCAACGUUUGAUGGCAUAAAAUUGGCUAGAAAUUGGCAACAGGUUGCUAAAACACUCCCACACUUGGCACAAAAGCCACUGAGAAAGUGGCAAUGUUUGGCUAAAAAACACUAACAUUCAGUGGCACAAAAGUGGCUGGAAACGUGGCAAUGGGUCACCUAAAAACACCUACAUUUGGUGGUCCAAAAGCAUCUGGAAAUGUGAUGAUGGGUUACAAAAAACCACUGAAGCUUGGUGGCACAAAAGCCACUGAGAAAGUGUCAAUGGUUGCUUAAAAAACACCAACGUUUGAUGGCACACAAGCAGCUGAACGUUACGAUGGGUCCCUAAAAAACACCCAUGUUUGGUUGCACAAAAGAGUCUGGAAACGCAGCGAUGGGUUGCUUAAAAUCACUGAGAACUGGUGGCACAGAAGCCAACUGUUGCCACUGAAAUAGUGGCAACAGUUGGCUAAAUAACCCCUAUGUUUGGUGGUCCAAAAGUGGCUGGAAACACGGUGAUGGGUCACUAAAAACCACUGAAGCUUAGUGGCACAAAAGCCAAUGAGAAAGCAGCAAUGGUCGGCUAAAAAGCACCAACAUUUGGUGGCACAAAAGUGGCUGGAAACAUGGCAAUGGGUUGCUGAAAACCACUGACUGUUGGUGGCACAAAGGUCACUGAAAAAGCUGCAAUGUUUAGCACAGCAGUCGUUGGACAAGUGGCCACAGGUUGCUGAAAACCAACCGGUGUUGCUGUCUGUCACUGUCACGGUCUUGACAGUAAAACGCCAUCCACCAUCCACCUCCUGGGGACAAAGUCAGCUCAUACUCUACGUCACUGUAGCCAUAUUGAUAUGAUUUGUAUUAAACUGCCCACAGUGCCAAGAUGUUCUUCAGGUGACUGAGUUGACCUCGUCACAACAAACAAGACAGAAUUUUUUGCAUGAUUAUUUUUCGCAGGAUGUUUUGAGCUGACCUACUUUCUUUGCGUUCGUUCGCCCAUACUUCAGAACUAACACAUCUUUUUUUUCUGUUUACUGCUGAGAGCAAAACCACAGAGACAGUGAGCUCAGCCCUGCUCAGGGAGACAAGGGUUUAACCGCUGUGAGAGAGACACGUCUUCAUCACUACAUGGUACCAUGGGACACGCACCUCUUCUGUGGCCGCUCGUCCUGACCUCACUGCUGAUCUGCACAACUACCCAAGCCUCUCUGACUGUGAGUCCCAGCAGCUCUCAGUUCUUCAGCAGGACGUCUGUCUCUCUGAGCUGUGAGGAGGACGACAGCUCUGCUGGAUGGACUCUGAGGAGGAACACAACCAGAGACACAAGAGCUGAGUGUGAUGACUGGGGAAAACCUGCUGGUUCUGUCUGUACCUUACACAUCCUCCCAUGGGACAGUGGAGUUUACUGGUGUGAGUCCAGAGAGGGAGCAACCAGUAAGAGCAUCAACAUCAGUGUCACUGGUGGAUCAGUGAUCCUGCAGAGUCCUGUCCUCCCUGUGAUGGAGGGACAUGAUGUCACUCUGCACUGUAAAACAAAGACGUCCUCCAACCUCCCAGCUGCUUUCUAUAAAGAUGGCUCCUUCAUCAGGACAGAGCCUGCAGGUCACAUGACCAUCCGCCAUGUAACCAGGUCUGAUGAAGGCCUCUACAAGUGUGACAUCACAGGUCAUGGAGAGUCUCCACCCAGCUGGCUCACUGUCACAGGGAAACCUACCAUCACACCUCCUCCAUCGCCAUCCGCUACUGGUUUCUCCUCCUCGUCCUCUUCCUCUCCUCCUCUGUCCUCCUCUCCUGCUGUCUUUGUGUUGCUCUCCCUUCCAUUCUUCUGCGGUGUGGUGCUAGUGGUUGUACUGGCUCUACUGGUGAGACGAUGUGUCCGACGGCAACCUGAAGAGAGUGACCCGGCUCCUGUCCACUCAGCUGUUAGAAGAGCCGUCAGUAAUGAGCCAAACAGGACGAGAGAGGAUCCAGCUGCAGUUUAUUCAGCAGUGAGAAGAACUGAAGACGUCAGUUAUGGACAAAUAGUGAUCAAACCAAACAGGACGAGAGAGCCUCCAGCAGAGCCACAGGUCAUCUACUCUUCCCUGAGGUCCACCAUCACACCUUCACACCAGCCCAACCAGUGACGGCUCACUAACUGGUCUCCUCUGACCUCUGAAUGCACCGUGUUUAUCUGUUCAGUGCCACCUUCUGUGUGUCUACAGAUAGAGACGUGUGUGUCAUCAGAACACUGCAGGGCCACGCCCCCUCUGCUGCAAAUGUUAUUUAUAUCAGUGAAUUAAUAAAAAAAUAAUCAUGAUUUGUUUAAAUGUGCAA